AUGAGUGAAGCGUCAACUUCUCAACAAAUAGAGGUAGAAUGUGAGAAGAAAAACUGUACUCGCUCGGACCCAAGGAAAGAUGGAACCGCCUCCGACUUUACAAUAAAAGUUGAAGACCAAUCAUUCCCCGUUCAUCGCGAUAUAAUCAUCACAAACUCCGAAUAUUUCAAAGCAAUGCUGGCUCAUGAUACCAAAGAAAAUCAGCAAGGAUUUGUUGAUAUGAAAGACGUAAACCCAGAUGUUGUGCGUGAAUGUAUUGAGUUCAUGUACAGUAGAAAUGUGGAUGAGGUUUCAGUUGACAUCGAAAAUGUUGGAGACGUGCUACAAGCAGCCAGAAUCAUGCAACUGGAUGAAAUAACUGAGCACAGCGUGAAUUCUUUGAAGAAAAUUCUCAAUUCAGAAAACUGCAUUAGAAUUUAUAACAUCGUGACUCAAUAUAGCGUCAAUGAGCUACAAGAAGACGUUCAAACACUCUUUGAAAAAACCUACAAAGUGGAUAACUUGACUGAUUUGCUUCAACUCUCGAAAUCUGAUUUCACUGACUACAUUAAAAAGCAGCAUCCUAAUGCGAAUAUUACAGUGUGGGAAUGCAUUAUUCACUGGAUAAAGGUUGACGUCGGCAAUCGACAGAACCACAUUUCCGAGUUCUUGAACAUAUUAAUCUGGGACGGGUUUCCUACAAAUUUACUGCUUCAACGACUGUGGGAUGAACCUAUGUUCAGACAUUCGCAGGAAUGCAAAAAUCUUUUGUGUGGAAAAGUUUUCAUGGACGUCGAAAGCUUCAAUAUGAACAUUUCCAUCGACAACUAUUUCUUGUUUAAGGAAUUCACAGCAAACCUCACCUUUAUUCCGAAUCUGAUUAAGAGAACAAUAAAUGAGUUCCGGAAUAACAAUAUUAUUAAACUUCUUGCGAAACCCGACUUUAUGUGGAUUCCCCAAUCUGAACUUAUUUCCUUACUCUCCGAUUCGGCAAUAGAUGAUAUAACCGGAGAAAAAUGGAAAUGGUUGGCGAUGAAAGCCUGGCUUCUUUUAGACGCUCUGCUGGGAUGUAAUUUUUCAAGUGAAAAGAAACGUCAUCUUAUAGCAGCCCUCUACACUGAUGGAAGAAUUCGAACUAUGGAUGUAUCAACAAAAACUUGGAAAGAUAUUGCUAAUGCUCCGAUUCCCAUCCUCAACGUAACCAUUCCACUGUCAACUAAAAUAUUCUGUUUCAAUGGUAAAUUAUGUCUUCUCAGUGACAAUAAAUUGUUAUUCUACGGCAAAAAUGGAAGGUGGAUUAAAAAGAGCUCUAUGACCAAAAGUCUUGAUAGUUCGACGGAUGUUGUAGCUGUAGAUGACAGUAUAUAUGUCAUUGCAGAGAAAAAUAUCUUGUGCUAUAAUGCACUGCAAGAUACAUGGAAUGAAAAUUUACCAGAAUUUGAAGAUGAUACUGAGGUUCAAGGCAAAAAACAGCAAGUCGUCGCUAUACUUUUAGUGUGGAAAGGUGGACAUUUAUUGCAGAGGUUUUGGAUGGAUCAAUCUAUGCCGUUGGGAGCGCUUGGGACAGUUAACACAGGAAAGGUCUGGGCUUAUUUUAAAAUUAUGGGCGAAUGGAGUGAUUUCUGUGACAUCCCAGAGUUGGUGUCGGGGAUUAAAGGGCAUCACACAACAGUUGAUCUUGUUUCUGUUUGUGCAUUUACUGAAGAAAGUCAGCAAGAGAGCUUUAAUCCUUCCAAGAAACCCUGA
Molecule: messenger RNA, 1725 nt
Organism: Styela clava
Lineage: Eukaryota; Metazoa; Chordata; Ascidiacea; Stolidobranchia; Styelidae
Source: RefSeq, a predicted model, not a curated record